CACCAUGAUGUUUCUGUAGGAUGUGAGUUGAAGGGAGACAAGCCAUAUCACUUUAAGGUGAAUGAUGAAGAAAACGAACAUCAACUUUCUCUAAGAACGGUUAGCUUAGGAGUUGGUGCUAAAGAUGAAUUGCAUGUUGUUGAAGCGGAAGCAUUGGACUAUGAAGGCAAUCAGAUAAAAGUCACAUUGGCUUCCUUGAAGAUGUCGGUUCAGCCUACGGUUUCAUUAGGUGGCUUUGAAAUUACACCUCCAGUAAUUCUGAGAUUGAAAAGUGGUUCAGGGCCUGUUUAUGUCAGUGGACAACACCUUACUAGGAAUUUACAUAAACUGAAUUUUGAUUGUAGUGAUGAUGAAGACGAGGAUGAAGAGGAGGAGGAGGAAGAUAAGACUCCACAGAAAAAGCCUGCCAGAGAUUCUUCUGUGAAGAAAACACCAAAAUCAAAACAGAAUGGAAAAGAUUCUAAAUUGGCAACACCAAAGUUGACAACAUCCAAAUUGAAAACUCCAGAAUCCCAAAAAGAAAAGGCACCAGAGACUCCCAAAACACCACGGCCUGCAAAAUCACCCAAACAGUUCUCUAUAGAGGAGAUAAAAGCAAAAAUGCAGACAACCAUCGAAAAGGGAAUCAAUCUUCCUAAGUUAGAAGCCAAGUUUGCAAAUUACAUUAAGAGUUGUUACAAGGCUGAAGACCCGAAGGUGAUUCAAGAGCUGUGGCAAUGGAAGCAGUCUUUGUAAGCAAGAAGUCAAAUUGCUUCAUUUCAAAUGAUGGUCAUGUGUGCUUAACCAUUAAUACCUGACUGAACCUUUCUCUCCAGAGUCCAAUUAAUGUCGUCCACAUUAUUUUGGCAAGAAUGUAUGGUCCGCAAUGCCUGUUCAUUUUUUUUUAAUACCAAGAUUCCAUCCUUUUCAUUUAAAAUAUGUAUGGAAAUGUUUUGAUAAUACAUAGUAGUUGUGAUCUGGGAAGAAGGAGACUAAAUGUAAAUGUGAAAAUAAAAUUUUAGUAUUUUAAA
This is a messenger RNA of Thamnophis sirtalis, 1010 nucleotides long. The record is from RefSeq and is a predicted model, not a curated record. Lineage: Eukaryota; Metazoa; Chordata; Lepidosauria; Squamata; Natricidae.